This is a messenger RNA of Clarias gariepinus (North African catfish), 1672 nucleotides long. RefSeq lists its product as uncharacterized. Gene Ontology annotation, biological process: response to bacterium. The record is from RefSeq and is a predicted model, not a curated record. NCBI's taxonomy places the organism in Eukaryota, Metazoa, Chordata, Actinopteri, Siluriformes, Clariidae. The coding region runs from base 40 to 786 and encodes 248 amino acids. The transcript is spliced from 6 exons.
UGUUGAUCUAUUUGGGGUGUAAAUUUUAAGAAAUGAACAAUGAUCAAUUUCUGGAUUUUGAUUGUGAGCUUUAGCACCAUCUAUACAGUUCAAGCAGUUGAUCAGCCUGAUAAAGAGCUCAGUGUGGAUAUCGGAAGCUCAGCUACUCUCCGGUGUUGUAUUUCUGAAAAUGAAGUUGGAAUAAUCGCCUGGUUUAAACAACCAAACAGACAAAAACCUCGGAUUAUGGUCGAAAUAUAUAAAAGUGCUGGAGAAACAUUUUAUGAUGGAUUCCAAAAAUCUGAUUUUAAAAUUGAAAGAUUUUUAAACUGCUUCAAUAUGACCAUUUUAAAAACCACUCAGUCUGAUGAAGCCAUGUACUACUGUGCACUGAUGGAAAUUAACCCUGUGUUUGCCGAUGGAACUUAUUUAAAAAUUAAAGAUGUGCAUGCUACUACUGCAUCAGAAACAUCUGUACCAGAUCUGUGUGAUAGUUCAGUCAUGUUUAAACCAACACUGCAUGGAAACAGCACUAACAUGAAAACAGUGCUGGGUUUGGGGACGGCUUUAGGUGUGUGUGCACUUCUGAUAUUCUGUCUCAUUUAUUUUGUACUGAGAAGAAAAAAUAUAGAAAACUCCAGAGUAAAUGCUUAUGUAAAACAUCCAGGGACGAGGCAGGAGUCUGAGAGUGAAACACUAAAUUAUGCAGCUGUGCAGUUUACGAAGACUAAAGCCAAAGCUGAAAGAAGGAAAGACGGCUCAUCAGAUAAUUGUGUAACAGAAGUAAUUUAUAACACAAUACGAUAACUUUGCAAAACAGAAAAAAUAAGUAACAAAUAACUAUAGGCAAGUGUUCUCCUUAUUAUUCAUUACAGUGUUAUGUUAUGUCAACAAAAAAGCCAGAAAAUGUAAUACAUGUUUACAAUAAGAACAAUAAUUAUUUAAUAGAUGUAUGUAUGUAUAUAAGAUUUUAUGCUACAGGUUUUGUUUCUGUGCACACCUUAAUAACUAAAGUUUUUUUCACUAUUUAUUUACGAAGUGUCGAAGUAGGCUAUUUAUUUUCAGUAACGUGUAAAAAAAGUUGUAAAAAUUGACAGUAACCUGAAUGACUACAUGCGUUGUGCUUUCUGCAAAAUUAUAUUGGCCUGAUUUGCUUAACUUUUAACACAAUAAAUGUAAACAGCAAUUACACGGUAACAUGUUACAUGACCUUUAUUCAUUACUGAGCUUUAUUCCAACUGUGUUCGAACAAUAGUAUAUUCCAUGACCACUAUGUUUUCAAAAACUUCAACAUUAGCUGCUAGUGGGGCUUGUUUUCAUCACUUAUCUCUGUGCUUGUGUUUCUGGCACAAGUGAAAGGACACUGAAAAGCAUGUCUUAUAAAUAAAAUAUUUUAGACGGUUAAUAAGAGGAUUAAUAUUUUACAGGGUUAGAGGUUGGGUUGGGGGUUUACCAGUGAUGGUGUGAAACUGGUAAAUGUAGGAGGAUUAAUUAAUCAGCAGAAAAACAAACUAAAAAAAAACUAACUGAUGUAACUGUAUGUAUUGACCACAAUAAUACAGACCAUGUCGCUGAACUGGCUUCCAACCUCUUCUUAAGAUUUUUUUUGUCAUUAUUUUUUGUAGAUUGUGUGUCAAGAAAUGCAUAAAUAUUUUCAUUAAAAUAAAAGCUUUAAACACAAAUAAAAAUCCUU